AGUCUCUGUUCGCGUUUACAGAUUUAAAUUCUUGCUUUUGGUGUCUUCUAAACGGUCAGCAUGGCUGUGGCUGAAGCAGUGAUGCCCCCCAUAACAUCGUUUCCAAGUGUUCAAGCGAUGGGAGGAAAACAGUUCAAUAAUAUAUGCAAGUUGGAUGAGUGCGCACGAAGCAGCGCAACAGGUGGCGCAGACAACCCGCUCAUCGAAGUGGAGUUCAGCAUCGUGCAGUCCCCUGCUUUACUUUCCAAAGACGACGACGAGCUGGGGAAAUUCUUGGACCUCGAGUUCAUUUUGUCUAACAGCAUUGAUACCGAUGUUAUGCGCAACAACGGCAACAUUUCUCCGCCUCAGCAGUGUGCGUAUUCCCUGCCAGAGUCACCGGAGAGCUGCAGCGGGAGUUCUGUGCCAGACUGCAGCGACCGAACUCCUGCUCAGCUGGCCGCGCCGAGCUACCACGGUACGGUGUGCUUCACGGGCUCGAGCCCAGUCCACAGUCUCGUGGCGGAGCUUCUCACGCCGGAGAUGAACUACCCCGGGGAGAGUUCACCAGAGAGUGCAGGCAAAGCAAGGGACGGGCGGGAGUACACCGAACUCAGAGCGCUGAAUCCGGUCCCCAUCCCAGCUGCCCCUACUCAUCACCAAUUGGCCACGUCUCCUCCACCGCUUGGAUACAAAAUUAAAACCGAGCCUGUAGGCCAGUCUUGUAUGAUGGCUGCUGCUGGUGGCGCUAACUUUAUGGGACAGAUGUAUGAGCGACACCAGAUGCGCUCCGUGCACCCAGCAGCUUUUACGCAUCACCAGGGUACCACUCAAGGCGGAUUGCCAGGAUUCGGUGCGCAUCCCAUGCAGCACCCUGCACCCCAGGGACGCACAGACUGCCAUUUGACUCAAACGAACUCUCAUCCUAGCCAUCCUAACCAACACCAUAUCCAAAAUCAGUACAUGAACGCGCCGUACCAGCCGCAGUACGCGCACCAGAGUCUGGCCCAGUUUCAAGGACAGUACAACAUGCACAGAGAGCCUGUCCACGUCCACCAGCAGCACCACCCGGCUUCUAUGCAGGGGAUGAUGCUCACUCCUCCUUCGUCGCCAUCGUUGCUGGAGUUUUACGCACACGACGAGGCGGGGAACAUGAAACAGAAGCGAGGCCGCAGGUCGUGGGCCAGAAAGCGCGCCGCGACGCAUAGCUGCGAGUUCCCUGGCUGUGGGAAGACCUACACCAAGAGCUCCCACCUCAAAGCCCACAUGAGAACACACACAGGUGAAAAGCCAUACCACUGUAACUGGGAAGGCUGCGGCUGGAAAUUCGCCAGGUCAGAUGAGCUGACCCGUCACUUCAGAAAGCACACCGGACACCGACCUUUCCAGUGUCACCUGUGUGAGCGCGCGUUUUCACGCUCAGAUCACCUGGCUCUCCAUAUGAAGAGGCACAUGUAGGCCACAUUAAUCAAAUGGACACUUUUGUAUCCAAAUCCACCUGCAGCAUCCCAGAAUAAGCACCAGUCGGACAUUUUGUGCAUCUGGCCCAAACCGUGUUUUUUUAAGUGCCUCUCCAACAGUAGAAGAGCAGAAGAGUAGUAGAAGAAUGAAUGCUGGUGUUUUUGUACAUAUGUGUGGAUAUAUGAAUAACUGGCUAAAUUAUAGGAGUUUGUAUUUAAGUCUUUUCCUCGCCCUGUCUCUGAAAUAAGUUAUUUUUUGUAAGUGAGUGCCUUAUUUGCUACUCAAACGGGGAAAAACUCACUGUGGGCAGGACCCAAAACUUUGUACAUAUGUAAAUUGUAUUUUUGUAAUGUUUACAUCAUAUAUCUUUGAUACUACUCAAAUCAGGUCAGGGUUUUUUAUUGACAUUUUUCAUUCUAUUUUCUCAAGGUUUAGUCUAUACAAUAAAUGUUAUAGAUUUGCUAAACAUUGUAGGCUUGACCUGCAUUUCAGAUAUUUUCUUUGUUUUAAGGAGGUUUGCUUGAGCAAUGCUAUCAAAUUCAGGUACUACAGCUCAUUUUGAGUCCCAUUAAAAUCCCCAAAAUGAAAUGUAACUCCACCCUCACUUCACCCAAUUCAAAUGUUCUUACAGCUCAGUGUUUUCUGGAAAUAUUGAAAUAUUGCAUUAUGUAAUGGAAGGUGUGUUUUUAUAAAGAAUGAAGAAAUCCACUGCAACCACAGGUUGAGCUACUGAACUUGAAAGAGAACUGCCACUCAGAUGUAUAAUUUUCAACAAUGAUGCAACUGUAUCUGCUUAAGGGCUCAGAAAAUAAAAGUACUUUUACAAAUAUUAC
Epinephelus fuscoguttatus (brown-marbled grouper) is the source of this 2273-nucleotide messenger RNA. It is a transcript of the gene klf17, whose product is annotated as Kruppel-like factor 17. NCBI's taxonomy places the organism in Eukaryota, Metazoa, Chordata, Actinopteri, Perciformes, Serranidae. Gene Ontology annotation, biological process: regulation of transcription by RNA polymerase II. The coding region runs from base 61 to 1437 and encodes 458 amino acids. The transcript has 3 exons. The record is from RefSeq and is a predicted model, not a curated record. Gene Ontology annotation, molecular function: DNA-binding transcription factor activity, RNA polymerase II-specific; RNA polymerase II cis-regulatory region sequence-specific DNA binding.